Molecule: messenger RNA, 1883 nt
Organism: Chlamydomonas reinhardtii
Lineage: Eukaryota; Viridiplantae; Chlorophyta; Chlorophyceae; Chlamydomonadales; Chlamydomonadaceae
Exons: 10
Coding region: 157-957 (266 amino acids)
Molecular function (GO): S-adenosylmethionine-dependent methyltransferase activity
Source: RefSeq, a predicted model, not a curated record
GUUUAUACAUAAGUAAUAUAUAAAAUGCAUGCACUUGCGGCUGCACCCGUCGGUGCCCCGCCCUCGGCGACCACUCGUCCGAACACCAGCUCCGUGCGAGUGCCACUCCUCGCACACCGGUCGUCCCAAAUUACCUGCGCAUCGGCGCAGCCCAGCAUGAAUGCCGUGGGGCGCCGCGUGGCGCUGCUGGGCUCUGGACUGCUUGGUGCGAGCGCGAUGCAGCUGGCGGGGCGGAGGGGCACGGCUGCGUCGGCAGCCAGCGCCAAAACUGACAUUGAGAAGGUGCUGGAUGACCCGCGAUGGCCGGAACAGUUCCCUUUCCGCCCGGAGAACUUCGCGCGCUACGACGAGACGCCAGACACCUACUUCUACUCGCAGCCCCGCUUUGUGACCCACAUCGAUGAUGGCGCCAUCAAGGCGCUCACCAAGUUCUACGGGGAAGUGUUCCCACCCUCGGGGACCCAGACCGCUGCCGUCCUGGACAUCUGCAGCUCCUGGGUCAGCCACUACCCGGAGGGCUACAAGGCCGGCCGCGUGGCAGGUCUGGGCAUGAACGAGUCGGAGCUGGCCCGCAACGUGCAGCUGACGGAGUUCUCGGUGAAGGACCUAAACGUGGACCCGCGCCUGCCCUACGAGGACAACAGCUUCGAUGUGAUCACCAACUGCGUGUCAGUUGACUACCUGAACAAGCCGCUGGAGAUAUUCCGUGAGAUGCACCGCGUGCUCAAGCCCGGUGGUACCGCCUACAUGUCCUUCAGCAACCGCUGCUUCCCCACCAAGGCCAUCGCGCUGUGGACCGCCACCGGGGACGCCGACCACGUGUGGAUUGUGGGCUCCUACUUCCACUAUUCAGUGCCUGGCGGCUGGAGCGAGCCCAGCUGCAAGGACAUCACGCCAAAGGCGAUGUUCGGACGCACGGAUCCCAUGUACGUGGUGAUGGCUACCAAGAAGGCGUAAUCGGGGGAGGGGCUUUCGAGCGGAUAUGCCACGUGCGUGGCUGGCUCUGGGCCUGCGGCCGUGGCUUGCCAGGAACAGGAAGUGCUGGUCCCGCCAAAGGAUGACGGUUCGCUUGAAGACGUGCUAAUUGUACAGCUGAGUGUGCGCAAGCUCGGCGCGCUUCUGUUCUGUUCCUCUUGUGAAGUGCUGGGUUCCACACGACGGCGGUGUGCAAAGCCAACAUCGUCGACAGGGUGUGUUGAGCGUUGGGGCUAAGCGCCAACCUUGGAGACGAUCAGACGGUUUUUGGACUCGGGUAUUGUUGAGAGUAAGCAGGAGAGCAAGCAGGAGAGCACAGCGUCAGCUCGGCAACAGCAACGAUGUGACAGCUUCGGGAGCUAGAGGCGCCCAGGGCGCUUCACCAGUUUAUUGUGUUUGGAUGUGUGCUGUGACUGGCUGUGCUCGCUGCUGGCUGUACAAACGGACCCCGGCUAUAUGCGGGAGAUAAUGAAUCCAUUUGAACCGUCGGCCUUCGGCAAAUGUUGUGAUGUGGUGGUGCGCGUGGCCUAACCUGCCAGCUACCGUCGGUACAGUAACAGCGCGCGAACGACGCACCAAUGCCUUGUCCCUUCUUGCUACGCAUUUAUGUGGGCACGGGUGGGAGCCACACACAUCGGGGCUACGCUUUCCUGCCCCUUGCCAUGUUCCAUCACGAGCGCGCCUAACGAUGGAUGCAGCGAUGGAUGGGCUCAGACUGGGGGAUGUGGUAUGUGUGGGGCUUGGUUGUGGCUAUUCUGCAAUAAAUUUUUCAUGCACGUCGGGAGUUGGAAAGCCAUGCACAGCUGAAGCGAGGACCUGAUCACCGCAGCACGCGCAGCAGCGAUUGCGUGCAGGCACGCGAGCGCAAUGGAGUUCAGUGAUAGGAUUGCUAACUGGCCAUAUCCACU